Molecule: messenger RNA, 903 nt
Organism: Ceratitis capitata (Mediterranean fruit fly)
Lineage: Eukaryota; Metazoa; Arthropoda; Insecta; Diptera; Tephritidae
Gene: RpL10Ab
Product: 60S ribosomal protein L10a-2
Exons: 3
Coding region: 109-762 (217 amino acids)
Biological process (GO): translation
Cellular component (GO): large ribosomal subunit
Molecular function (GO): structural constituent of ribosome; RNA binding
Source: RefSeq, a predicted model, not a curated record
GCUGUCAUUACUGUUGGCAAAACUGCUGUCAACAAUUGCCGGAUAUAGAAAUUUGUAAAUAUUUCCUUUCCUCAUUCUUUCUGUUAUUAGCCGUCAUAAGGGGCAGUCAUGGCGUCAAAAGUAUCUCGUGAUACUCUUUAUGAGUCUGUAAAUGCUGUCUUAGAAUUCUCUCAAAAGAAGAAGCGUGGUUUUUUGGAGACAUGUGAAUUGCAGAUUGGACUUAAAAACUACGAUCCUCAAAAGGACAAGCGUUUUUCCGGCACUGUCAAGUUGAAGCAUAUUCCACGUCCAAAAAUGAAGGUUUGCAUUCUUGGCGAUCAACAGCAUUGUGACGAAGCUAAAGCUAACGGAGUCGAAUGUAUGGAUGCAGAAGCUUUAAAGAAGUUGAACAAAAAUAAAAAGUUGGUAAAAAAAUUGGCCAAGUCUUACGAUGCAUUCUUGGCUUCUGAAUCCUUAAUUAAACAGAUUCCCCGUCUCUUGGGACCGGGCUUGAAUAAGGCCGGCAAGUUUCCUGGUUUAUUGUCACAUACAGAAUCGAUGAUGGCCAAAAUCGAGGAAGUUAAAUCAACAAUCAAGUUUCAGAUGAAGAAGGUAUUAUGUCUAUCAGUUGCUGUCGGUCACGUAGACAUGAAACCCGAUGAACUUGUUCAAAACAUUCAUUUAUCAAUCAAUUUUCUGGUGUCGCUUUUAAAAAAGAAUUGGCAAAAUGUACGUUCGUUGCACAUAAAAUCGUCAAUGGGCCCACCACAACGCCUUUAUUAAACUUGCAAAAAUGUAUUUUUAUUUGAAAUAAACUUGCAUAUAUACAUAUAUAUACGGAUAUAUGAAAUAAAACAUCUAUUGUAUUUAUUAGCAUGUAACAAUGGUGUAAUUAAAAUUGCAAUUAGUGCACCUUUGUGUACC